AUGGCGUCAGCAGAAGCUGCAUCGUCUCCUCCAGUCAAACCACUGCUUGGUGAAAUACUGCUCACUGCCAUCAUAUACACUGGGCAUAAAUCUCUAUACAGUGUUAGCUGUCUGAGGGAAGAUCAAGUCUGGACAUGCGGGAAUAACGAAACCAUGAAGCUCCUUAACCCCCGGGGUAAACUACUGACAUCAAUACAAACCAAGUCAGGGUACUCACCACGGGACAUAGUAGUUACAUGGGACGGAUAUCUUGUUUAUACUGAUCACAGAACUGUGGACUUAGUGAAGAAUAAACAGAUACAGACCGUGAUCACACUACAAGGAUGGACACCUUUUUCCGUCUGUCGUACCGCCUCUGAUGAUCUCCUGGUUACCAUGAUCAGUGAUGAUAAAAAACAAUCCAAAGUUGUGCGUUACUCUGGCUCCACAGAGAAAAAAACCAUUCAGUUUGAUGAUCAGGGUCGUCCUCUCUAUUCAUCUGAUCCUUACACUACUAAAUACAUCAGUGAGAAUAGGAACCUGGAUAUCUGUGUGGCUGACCAGUCAGCUAGAGCAGUAGUGGUGGUCAAUCACCAGAGUCACAUCCUGACAGCAGACAUUAACAAUAACCUUAUCCACAUCCUAGAUCAGGAUGGACAAUUCCUCCGUUACAUUCACAAUUUAGAACGCCCAUCAGGUUUAUGUGUGGACAUCAGAGACAACCUCUUUGUGGCUGAGUUAAACAAUGCUAAAGUGAAGAAAAUCCAAUAUCUACAUGUAUAA
Ostrea edulis (European flat oyster) is the source of this 762-nucleotide messenger RNA. RefSeq lists its product as uncharacterized. The transcript is spliced from 2 exons. The record is from RefSeq and is a predicted model, not a curated record. The coding region runs from base 1 to 762 and encodes 253 amino acids. NCBI's taxonomy places the organism in Eukaryota, Metazoa, Mollusca, Bivalvia, Ostreida, Ostreidae.